AUGUUGGUGAUGGGUGCUCUCAAUUUGACUCCCGCCCCUCCAAUCGCCCUGUAUACCUGCCUGUAUGUAGGCCUUGCCAUUCUUGAAAUAACUUACCCCGUCAUCACGGUGAUCGACAAACAGUGGGCAAGCCAAUAUCUGCAAGUGGUUCAAUGGACACUUCCGCGCUUGGUGCAUCAAGUGGACCACACUGGUCUGGUAUCGCAGGAACGCUACUUUACUCAAUGGUUCCUAAUGUAUAUCCUUCACAUCCUCCCGGGCGUGGCCUGGUCGGUCAUUGCAAUGAUGCAGCUCACUCAACCGCUGCCAACGGCUAGAAUCCGUUCCCGCUCUCAUCGCAUUCGGGGCCGGCUGCAGCUAAUAUGCGCCCUGAUUAUAUGUGCUACGUCGUUCUAUAUGAACUGUCUUGACAAAGCACCUGUCACAUACGCUCCCAAGCACUGGGACUAUUCGAUCAAAGGCUGGUUGCAAAAUUCUGAUGCUGCGCUCGCGUUCAAUGCUCUCUGGGUCAUGCUCACAGGAUGGUUCGCCUACACCAAAGCGCUUGCCAUCCCAUCACUUGGGAGCGAGAGGCCACACGCCAUCUGGGCGAUUCGGCAUGUCAUGGCGAUAUACGGCGUGGGGUUGAUGCGUAUAAUUUACAUUGGCACAGGUUUGGUGCUUGAUGUUAUUAGAGAUCCAAGAGAGAGCGUCGAGUUUAAAAUGGCCAUAUUCGGUAUGAGUAUGUGGAUCGGCAUCGUGCUGAGUAUUCUUCAGGGAGAAUGGAUGCUGCGACGAGCCGGGUGGGUUGCUUGGACUGGACGGAUCGUUCCGACCCAAGAUGAGCGCAAGAGAGUUCAAGUCAAAAGGAUCGAUAAAUCUGUGAUCGAGAAGGAAGAGUAA
This is a messenger RNA of Spizellomyces punctatus DAOM BR117, 882 nucleotides long. RefSeq lists its product as uncharacterized. Bases 1 to 882 code for a protein of 293 amino acids. The transcript is spliced from 2 exons. The record is from RefSeq and is a predicted model, not a curated record. Lineage: Eukaryota; Fungi; Chytridiomycota; Chytridiomycetes; Spizellomycetales; Spizellomycetaceae.